UCUGUACAUACUUGCGACAAUGGACAUAAUGGAACGAGUUCGAUGACAGGAUGUCUAUGAGCAAUCAUCCCAAAGCCUACGGCACUGCCGCCGUAGCAAUUGCAUUCACGGCCGGCAUACUCCUGACGCUGGGCUUCAAAGAUUUCUAUCCCGACCUCGAAUUACGUUACCAGCGACGUCGAGGGCAGAAAUCCACGUCCACAGAGUCCAGACCUGGCAGUACCUACCUCCCACCUGUCAAGCUCGAAGACCACACACGUAGUGCGCGACAAUCCGUAGUUGGCGCCCCAAUCCCUCCCAUACCAGAAGGCAUUGAAGGCUGCAUAGGCAAUACGCCGCUAUUUAAGAUCAAGAGCUUGUCUGAAGCCACGGGAUGUACCAUUCUUGCCAAAGCGGAGUUUUUGAAUGGUGCUGGAGGCAGCCCGAAGGAUAGAGUGGCAUUGAAUAUGAUACGUAUGGCUGAGGAGGAAGGGCUAUUGGAACCUGGAAGGGGAGACACGAUUUAUGAAGGCACUGUUGGAUCGACGGGCAUUUCUUUAGCAACGCUGGCUAGAGCUAUGGGGUAUAAAGCAUACAUUUGCAUGCCGAAUGAUCAGAGUAAAGAAAAAUCGGAUUUGUUGCAUCAUUUGGGAGCUAUGGUGGAGAGAGUUACACCUGCGCCCAUCACAUCCACGGAACAUUUUGUGAAUCUGGCGAGGAGGAGGGCGUUAGAACACACGGCUUCUGGAGAGGAUGAUAGUCGAGGGUUCUUUGCGGAUCAGUUCGAAUCUUUGGCGAAUUAUAGAGCGCAUUUGAAGAGUACAGGCCCGGAAAUCUGGCAACAGACUGGUGGGCAGAUUGAUGCUUUUGUUGCAGGAGCUGGAACUGGUGGCACGGUUUCGGGAAUUUCGGUUUAUUUGAAGCAAGAGAUGGGGAUGGGUAAGGAUCUAAGAGUAGUUCUUGCUGAUCCUGAGGGGAGUGGGCUUUACAAUAAAGUCAAGCAUGGAGUCAUGUUCUCUAAUACUGAGAAAGAGGGGACGAGGAGGAGACAGCAAGUUGAUACCAUUGUCGAGGGUAUUGGAAUCAAUCGGCUGACGGAGAAUUUCGAGGCGGGGAGAGAGUUGAUUGACGAUGCUGUCAAAGUCACUGAUGCUCAAGCUAUGAGAAUGGCAAGGUGGUUGGUGGAGAAAGACGGCAUAUUUGUGGGAAGCAGUAGUGCUGUAAAUUGUGUUGCUGCUGUACUUACUGCUUUGAAGAUGCCAAAGGACAGCAGAGUUGUCACUAUCCUCUGUGACAGUGGAACGAGGCAUUUGAGUAAGUUCUGGAAGAAGGUUGGAGAGACGGGGUUGGAGGAAGAACAUGAUCAGACUGAUCUACUGUCCAUGCUCGGUAUCAAGGAAGGGAGAUGAAGUUCAGUCGGUAUUGCAUCUCAAUAAUCGACCUCACCCUCUUCGCGGCUACUGCCAGUAGCACCCAGACCCUCAAAGUUGGCGUCAAUUCCACAGUGACGAGUCGACGUUACAAGGAAGCAGAACUCAGUCACCAGCUAUUUUGCAAGACGUUCUAUUAUCCUCUAGCACCAAAUGCCAAGCCAUGCGGCUAACAGGGUAUUGCACAGAACGCCAGGAAGAGGCGCGAAUGCAAAACGGAAGAAUUAUGAAACCUGAAACAACGCUUCUUGAAGUCAUAUUCUCUCAUCAAACCGAAGCUCCCAAGUGCAAACCCCGAACCCCAAAGCCAUCCAUUAAGCACAAGGAAAGAAGUGAAAUUUUGCAUGCAGAUACCCAUGGACCAAUCAACCAAGCACUCAACGACCCUUGCGGACAUGCUGAUACCCGAGCUCAAGAAAACUAGUAUUGUCAGUAAACGUACGAAACCUGUGGUUCUCUGUAUUCUUACCUUCCAGCGAUUACCACACACUGUGCAUUCACAGAAAGUAGUCAUAGGUUCAUCAGCACUGCGAGUUUGAGCCUGACUGUAGCUGACUUUCUUCUGACCACACUUUCCACACUUCAGCGCAUCACUGACACU
This is a messenger RNA of Cadophora gregata, 2010 nucleotides long. It is a transcript of the gene CYS12, whose product is annotated as Cysteine synthase 2. The transcript has a single exon. NCBI's taxonomy places the organism in Eukaryota, Fungi, Ascomycota, Leotiomycetes, Helotiales, Ploettnerulaceae. Gene Ontology annotation, molecular function: cysteine synthase activity. The coding region runs from base 51 to 1388 and encodes 445 amino acids. Gene Ontology annotation, cellular component: cytoplasm. The record is from RefSeq and is a predicted model, not a curated record.